AUGAACGCCAUCGAUUUUUACCGUCAGAGUAUACGAAUCCUGAAGUUCAAUUCCGUGAUUGUGGGUGCAGAGCUUUGGAACACCAAGCAAUUUCUCACCUUCGGCUCAUACUCGAUCAUGACGCAGAUGGUUAUCUACUUCGGGUGCGUUUUUUCGACCGUGCAUAAGUAUCGACACGAUAUGAUGCACGCCAUGAAAGUAUUGAACUGUGCAGGGAUAGCUUUCCAGCUAUCGGUAAAGUUUUUCAUUGCCAUGUCAAACAAGGAUACAAUACGUGAUUUGCUGCAGAUUAUUGAAACAGAGAUGUACGAUCGCUACCCAGAUCGAUCAAGUCGUGAGGGAGAAACUGUGUUCAUGUACGCAAAGAAAUACAACAUUCUAUUGAGGUUGCUCUCACUGUUGUACUCGUCUACUCUGCCAGUUUUUGCGCUAUACCCGCUGUUCAUUUACUUCUCAGAAGGUGAACUUAUUCCAUUGUUCAUGCUUGAAAUUCCGCAUGUCGAUUGGCAUAGUACAUGGGGAUACUUAUUUACUAAUUUUUUACAAGUGGAAACCUACGUGAUGGGCCUGUGUGGAUUAGUUUUGGCAGAUGGACUGCUAAUUUUGAUAGCAGUUCAUGGAUUGGCAUUAAUGGAAAUCCUCAUGAUUCAUUUGGAAGAACUGGGGGAAAUGCUAAAAUCUGGAAUCACAGAUGAAAAUGAAAAUGUGAUCAACAAACAAUGGAAAGGAUGCCUUCGCGAGCAUCAGAGAAUUACAGAAUUCUUUGAAGAGCUUACUGGAUUCAGUGCUGGAAUUUGUUUAAUACUUGUUUUUACUGGAGUAUUCGCAAUAUGUGAUAAUUUGGUUUUAUGCGUUUUGACUGACUGGUAUGCAUCAUAUCUAUUUUUAUUGGUUUGUUUUGUGCAAUUGACUAUCUAUUACGCGCUGGGAAACACAGUUGAGCUAAAGAGUGAUGCGCUGGACUUGAGCGUUGGAAAUUUUCCUUGGAAUCUAUUGAGAAAUGAUCAACAGAAAGAAUAUUUAUUUUUGCUCGGUCGUAUGCAGCAACCAAUUAUAUUAACGGUCUAUGGAUUCUCUAAUCUUAAUCUAGAAUCAUAUAUGUCGAUUUUGAAGGUGUUAUACCAAUUCGCAAUGAUGAUCAUCAACUUUGUGGGCUAG
Messenger RNA from Armigeres subalbatus, 1158 nucleotides. RefSeq lists its product as uncharacterized. The record is from RefSeq and is a predicted model, not a curated record. Lineage: Eukaryota; Metazoa; Arthropoda; Insecta; Diptera; Culicidae. Gene Ontology annotation, molecular function: olfactory receptor activity; odorant binding. The transcript is spliced from 5 exons. Gene Ontology annotation, cellular component: plasma membrane. Gene Ontology annotation, biological process: sensory perception of smell; detection of chemical stimulus involved in sensory perception of smell. The coding region runs from base 1 to 1158 and encodes 385 amino acids.